CUCUCCCUCUCUCUCUCUCGCUCUCUCUCGUGGACCUACGGGUCUGACUGAGACUCGUGACAUUUCGGCCAGCACAUUCCCUACAUGUUGGACUAAGUGUGUGAGAGGACCCUCAGUCCAAGAUGAGUGAGGAAGCGAAGGAUAAGGGUGCCGGCAAGACAGCUCACCGCAAGAAGAAAGGCAAGAAGACUGACACCAAUGCCAGUUAUCUACGAGCAGCCCGUGCUGGGAACCUGGAGAAAGCCCUUGAUUACCUGAAGUCUGGGGUGGACAUCAACAUUUGCAACCAGAAUGGCCUGAAUGCUCUUCACCUCGCCUCCAAAGAAGGCCAUGUGGAGGUGGUGGCUCAGCUUAUCAAACUGGGAGCCACUAUCGAUGCAGCUACUAAGAAGGGUAACACUGCACUGCACAUCGCCUCCCUCGCUGGCCAGACAGAAGUCGUGAAGGAGCUGGUGACCAGCGGAGCCAACAUCAAUGCACAAUCUCAGAAUGGCUUCACGCCGCUAUACAUGGCUGCUCAGGAAAACCACCUGGACGUGGUCCGGUUUCUGCUGGACAACGGCUCCAGCCAGAGCAUCGCUACAGAGGACGGCUUCACACCGCUGGCCGUUGCCCUGCAGCAGGGUCAUGACCAGGUGGUCUCGCUGCUCCUGGAGAAUGACACCAAGGGGAAGGUCCGCCUGCCCGCCCUGCACAUCGCCGCCCGCAAGGACGACACCAAGGCGGCCGCCCUGCUCCUCCAGAAUGACCACAACGCCGACGUGGAGUCCAAGCUGAUGGUGAAUAGAACGACAGAGAGUGGCUUCACCCCUCUGCACAUUGCAGCUCACUAUGGCAACAUCAACGUGGCCACGUUACUCCUGAACCGCGGUGCCGCUGUGGACUUCAGAGCCAGGAAUGACAUUACGCCUCUACAUGUGGCGUCAAAGAGAGGGAACAGGAAUAUGGUCAAACUGUUACUGGACCGAGGUGCCCGGAUCGAUGCCAGAACCAAGGACGGUCUGACCCCUCUGCACUGCGGCGCUCGUAGCGGUCACGAGCAAGUCGUGGAGAUGCUGCUGGACCGUGGAGCUCAGAUUCUGUCCAAGACCAAAAACGGCCUGUCUCCGCUACACAUGGCCACGCAGGGAGACCACCUGAACUGCGUCCAACUCCUGCUCCACCACGACAUGCCCGUGGAUGACGUCACCAACGACUACCUGACCGCCCUGCACGUGGCCGCCCACUGUGGACACUACAAGGUGGCCAAAGUCAUCGUGGACAAGAAGGCGAACCCCAACGCCAAAGCUCUGAAUGGGUUUACACCGCUCCAUAUCGCCUGCAAGAAGAACAGGAGCAAAGUGAUGGAGCUACUGCUGAAGCAUGGCGCAUCCAUCCAGGCAGUGACGGAGUCGGGACUCACACCGAUUCAUGUGGCUGCCUUUAUGGGACAUGAAAACAUUGUGACACAGUUGAUGAAUCACGGCGCGUCGCCAAACACGGCUAAUGUGAGGGGGGAGACAGCACUUCACAUGGCUGCCAGAGCUGGACAGACAGGUGUGGUCAAGUAUCUGGUGCAGAACCGAGCUCUGGUGGAUACCAGGUCUAAGGAUGAACAGACCCCUCUGCACAUUGCCAGUCGCCUGGGGAAGCCCGACAUUGUGCAACAGCUGCUGCAGCAUGGUGCCUCCGCCGACGCCACCAGCACGUCGGGUUACACCCCUCUGCAUCUGGCCGCCCGCGAGGGGCACAAAGACGUAGCCUCCACCCUGCUGGAGCAGGGCGCUUCACUGGGCAUUACCACCAAGAAGGGAUUCACGCCGCUACAUGUGGCAGCCAAGUACGGCAAGAUCGAGGUGGCCAACCUCCUGCUGCAGAAGAGAGCCCCUCCAGACGCUUCCGGAAAGAGUGGUCUAACCCCACUGCAUGUAGCUGCGCACUACGAUAACCAGAAAGUGGCUCUCCUCCUCCUGGAUCAGGGGGCUUCACCCCACGCUGCCGCCAAGAAUGGCUACACGCCUCUGCACAUAGCUGCCAAGAAGAAUCAGAUGGAGAUUGCCACCACCUUGCUAGAAUAUGGCGCAGACACCAACGCCGUCACCCGGCAGGGUAUCACUGCCCUGCACCUCGCCGCCCAGGAGGGCAACGUGGACAUGGUCACCCUGCUGCUUGCCCGCGAUGCCGCCAUCAACCUCGCUAACAAGAGUGGACUGACAGCCCUUCACUUGGUUGCCCAGGAGGACAAAGUCAACGUGGCUGAAGUUCUGGUUAACCAAGGCGCCAUGGUGGACCCUGAAACUAAGAUGGGGUACACUCCACUGCAUGUCGCCUGUCACUAUGGCAACGUGAAGAUGGUGCACUUCCUCCUGAAGAACCAAGCUAAAGUCAAUGCCAAAACUAAGAAUGGCUACACACCCCUGCACCAGGCUGCCCAGCAAGGCCAUACACACAUCAUUAACCUUCUACUGCAGCACAGAGCCUCCCCCAACGAGCUCACAGUGAAUGGAAACACGGCUCUGUCUAUUGCACGGCGGCUGGGUUACAUAUCCGUGGUAGACACACUCAGGGUCGUGACAGAGGAGACUCUGACCAGCAUGACGGUGACCGAGAAACAUAAGAUGAAUGUUCCAGAAACAAUGAACGAGGUCCUGGACAUGUCCGAUGAUGAAGUUCGUAGAGCCAAUGUACCCGAAAUGCUCAGUGAGGACUAUAUUUCAGAUGUUGAUGAAGGUGACGAUGCCAUGACAGGGGAAACAGAGAAGUACCUGGGCCCUCAGGACCUGCGGGAGCUGGGGGACGACUCCCUCCCACAGGAGGGCUACGUGGGCUUCAGCAUCGGCGCCCGCUCCUCGAGUCCUAAAGUCAGCAGUCUGCGUUCCUUCAGUUCGGAUAGAUCCAACACACUGAACCGCAGCUCUUUCACCAGAGACAGCAUGAUGAUCGAGGAGAUCCUGGCGCCCACCAAGGACACGCACCUGGCUAAAGCCAGAGAGCACGAUGCUGACUCUCUACGGCGCUACAGCUGGGCAGCAGACACCUUGGACAAUGUCAACCUGGUCUCCAGCCCCAUCCACUCAGGCGUUUCCUCUCCGCUUCCUCAGAGCGACUCAAGGUUCCUGGUCAGCUUCAUGGUGGAUGCCCGCGGUGGCUCCAUGAGGGGCAGCCGCCACAACGGCAUGCGCAUCAUCAUCCCGCCGCGAAAGUGCACGGCACCCACGCGCAUCACCUGCCGCUUGGUCAAGAGGUCUAAGCUGGCCUCGCCGCCCCCCAUGGUGGAGGGAGAGGGGCUAGCAGGCCGACUGGUGGAGAUGGGCCCCGCUGGAGCUCACUUCCUGGGCCCUGUGAUAGUGGAGAUUCCCCAUUUUGGCUCCAUGAGAGGGAAAGAGCGUGAACUGAUCAUUCUCAGGAGUGAGAACGGCGAGGCGUGGAAGGAGCACCAGUAUGACUGCAAGACUGAAGCCCUCAAUGAGCUGCUUAAUGGCAUGGAUGAAGAACUGGACAGCCUGGAUGAGCUGGAGAAGAAGCGUGUUUGUAGGAUCAUCACUAAAGAUUUCCCACAGUACUUUGCUGUGGUGUCGCGGAUCAAACAAGAGAGUAACUACAUGGGUCCUGAGGGAGGACUUCUGUCCUGCUCAACUAUCUCACUGGUUCAAGCCUCCUUCCCUGAAGGAGCUCUGACUAAGAAGAUCAGAGUUGGACUUCAGGCCCAGCCAGUCCCAGAUGAGACGGUGAAGAAGAUCUUGGGGAACAGAGCCACAUUCAGCCCCAUAGUGACGGUGGAGCCACGCAGAAGGAAGUUCCACAAGCCCAUCACCAUGACGAUCCCUGUGCCACCCCUUUCAGGAGAGGGUGUCACCAAUGGCUACAAAGGGGACUCCACGCCUUGCUUACGCCUCCUCUGCAGCAUCACAGGAGGCACAUCGCCUGCCCAGUGGGAGGAUAUUACAGGCACUACCCCUCUCACCUUCAACAGUGACUGCGUCUCCUUCACCACCAAUGUCUCUGCCAGGUUCUGGCUUGCAGACUGCCAUCAGAUCCCAGAGACAGUAGGUCUGGCCACGCAGCUCUACCGGGAGCUGAUCUGUGUGCCUUACAUGGCCAAGUUUGUAGUGUUUGCAAAGAUGAACGACCCUGUGGAGUCCAACCUGCGAUGCUUCUGCAUGACUGACGACAAAGUGGACAAGACGCUGGAGCAGCAAGAGAACUUUGAGGAGGUGGCCAGGAGCAAAGACAUUGAGGUUCUGGAGGGGAAGCCCAUCUAUGUGGACUGCUAUGGUAAUUUAACCCCUCUGAUCAAAGCUGGGCAGCAGCUGGUGCUCAACUUCUACGCAUUUAAAGAGAACCGACUCCCAUUCUGUGUGAAGAUCAGAGACAACAGCCAGGAACCUUGUGGGCGCCUGUCCUUCCUCAGGGAGAUGAAGACAUCGAAGGGGCUUCCCCAGACUGCGGUCUGUAAUCUAAACAUCACCCUCCCAGCUCUCAAAAAGGAUAUGGACUCAGAUCAUGAUGAAGAGACUGCAAAGCCAGAACGACGUCAUACCUUUUCAUCUCUAGCCUUACGUAAGCGCUACAGCUAUCUGACUGAGCCUGGAAUGAAAACAGUUGAACGAAGUACAGCAAGAACACUGCCUGCUGGUUACGCUCACAAACCUGUCUUUUCAACAAGAUCUUACCAGGCAUGGUCGGCUACUCCUGUUACCGUCCUUGGGCAAACAAAAUGUGGACUGGGUUCCCUCUCCAACUCACCUUCCCACACGCCAGCUGCUUCGCCAUUAAAGUCAGUAUGGUCGAUAUCCUCAGUUUCUCCACUCAAGUCCACCCUGGGAACCACGAAUGCAUCUCCUGCUAAGUCCAUUAGUGACAUAGCAUCACCCAUUAGAACAUACAGAUCUAUCUCAUCUCCCAUAAAGACUGUUGUUCAGCAAGCCCAGUACCCGGGACCAGUUUCUACUGGUUUCAUGUCAUCAUCUCUUAAAGCCAGCACAGAUCCUCUGUCAAUCAAGGCACCUGCUGCUUCAUUGUCUGCGAGACCUAUCUCUGUCCCAUCACCGGGACCCAUACUUGAUAGAACCUUUACUACAGUAACCCCACCCGAAUGUCCAAAAUCAACUGCAAAUAUUUACACCUCUUCCUUGUCAUUCAAAUCAACACUUGUCUCUUCAGCCACUGUAGUAACAUCCCCCAUUAGAACUAUAUCAAGUCUGUCAUCUAUUAAAACUCCUGCAGAUGGAACUACAGUUUCUAAGGGAUCAAUUCUGUCAUCACUUUCUUCACCAGCAAAGCCUACUAUAGCCUCCCCUGACACAGUGCUGCUCAAUGGAUCCAUUUCACUGAUCAAGUACCCAUCUUCAUCAUCUGCGUCAUCUCGUCUGUUCUCAGGAGGGACUUGCAGUUUACAGGAGAGGAUACAGGCAACAACGCACCCAGCUACAUCCAGCGUUAGCACAGCCUUCAGUGAGGCUGAAAAAACUCUUAAUGCCUACUCAUCAUCUAACUAUGACACACUGAAAUCAAUGUCAUCUCCACUUAGAUCAAAUGUGUCCAGUUCAGUUUAUGCCUCACUUAGAUCCUCAGCUCCCUCCAGCACCCCAAUAUCUUCUGCUUCUGUGACGGUACCGGUGUUCUCCUUAGUAAAUUUUCUCCCUGAGCCUCAAGGAAAACAAGUACCAGACAAAAUUAUGAUUGUACCUCAGACACACACUCAGACACCAUCAUCUACUCCUAGACCUAAACCCCCCAAACCCCCACUCUUCAUUCCUCCUGCACCACUUAUAGCAGCCACUGCCUCACAACUGUCAUCCAGUCAAGAGAUGCUGAAGGAUGUGGCAGAUAUGAAGGAGGAUCUGAUUAGAAUGUCAGCCAUAUUGCAAACUGACCCUAUUCCUGUAACUAAAACCUAUCAGUCUCAGGCUUCCAAAGAACCUAAAAUGGAAGAUGAGGAACCUUAUAGUCUGGUUGAGAAAGUUAAAGAAGAUCUUGUCAAAGUUGGUGAAAUUCUUAGUAAAGAUGUUCUGAGUGAGACAGGAGCGUCCACUAAGGCCUCCGAUGACGAAUGGGAAGAGUUCUCUAAAGACGAAAUAGAGGAGGCCCAGGAGAAUGUUCUGAGACCUUUGCCCAUGUUCGAUCCCACUCUCCCUGUUAAGCCACAGUCUGUGCAAGACAAAGAUCUCAGUUUAGCCAAGGUUGUUGACUAUUUAGUGAAUGACAUUGGCGCUAGCUCCCUUUCUAAACUUUCUGGUGCAAAGACCAAAUAUGAUGAAAUGACGGAGGGAGAGGAAAAACAAAAGCGUAGUCUGAAACCCGAGCAUAAGCUGAAAAUGCCUCCUCCAGGCAUGCGCACCUCUCCUUCAGAGAAAGAUCUGUGCAAAUUAGCUGACUCGUAUAGCGGCACAGACGCCAUUUUGGAAUCGCCUGAUGAAUUUUCCCAUGAACAAGAUAAAAGCCCCCUCUCAGACAGCGGCUUCGAAACCAGAAGUGAAAAGACACCCUCGGCUCCUCAAAGUGCAGAGAGCACAGGGCCCAAACCCUUGUUUACAGACGUUCCCAUUCCGCCAGUCAUAACAGAAACCAGAACAGAGGUUGUUCAUGUUAUCAGGAGCUAUGAACAUCCUGAGGAGGCCUGUGAGCCCCUAAUGGAAGAUGCAGCACCCUUGACAUCACCUGCUUGCAUUGAACCUGAGCCAGCAGCUGGCUCCAUUAAAGACAGAGCAAAAGCUUUCCAGAUGAAAGUUAGUUCUGAAGAAGACUCUCUAGUGAGUAAAAGUAUGCAUCUGAAAGAGGAGACACACAUCACCACCACCACUAGAAUGGUCUACCACAAACCCAAGCUAGUAGAGGCAGGCUCUGACAGGAUAGAAGAAACCAUGUCCGUUCGAGACAUCAUGAAAGCUUUUCAGUCAGGAAGAGACCCCUCCAAAGAACUGGCAGGCUUAUUUGAACAUAAGGCUGGUCAGGAAUCUAUAAAAGGGGAUGAAUUAACCCCACGGUUCCUUGAAAAGGACACAAAACCCAAAGUUGAAAGAAUAAUUGAGGUUCACAUAGAGAAGGGCAACACGACGGACCCAACAGAAGUAAUCAUAAGAGAAACAAAGAAACACCCAGAAUAUAUAUGCAAAGGUAGCCAUAGUCUGAAGGAACUUCCUGAUAGAGUUGAGGGAGAUUAUGAGGCUCUGCAGGAAGAAGAAGAGCUUACUGUUGAGGAAACGCUGCCCCCUUUCUUGGAAACCUCUAGAGUCAAUACACCUGUGUCUCAGGAGGAAGACAGUCGACCCAGUUCAGCCCAGCUAGUUGCUGAUGACUCAUAUAAAGCUUUUAAACUCCUGAGCCAGCAUUCCAUUGAGUAUCAUGAUGAUGAAUUGUCUGAGUUGAGGGGAGAGUCUUAUAAAUUUGCUGAAAAAAUGCUCCUUUCUGAAAAAUUAGACAUAGCUCAUUCUGAUACUGAGGACUCAAACCAGGCACAUGAUAUAAUAACCCCUGAAGUGCAAGGAGCAAAAGGAUUUUAUGGAGAAAAGGUCUCUGGUCCCAAGAAGGAGCCCAUUUUCAGGUCAGCAAGGGACACAUCAGACAAAUCAGGAAAAUUCACUCAUAAAGAUGAUCAGUAUGACAAACUGACUGUGUUGCAUUAUACCACAGAGCCUGGAAGCCCCAAACACUCAGUCUGGAUGCGUUUUACCCAAGACAGGCAGGACAGAAAUAGAGAGAAACUUAUAUAUGAAGAUCGGGUCGAUCGAACUGUUAAAGAGGCAGAGGAAAAACUGAGUGAAGUUUCACAGUUUUUCCGAGACAAAACAGAAAAGCUAAAUGAUGAGCUUCAGUCCCCUGAGAAAAAACCGCUCAUAAGAGACUUGAGGGAGACGCGGUCAGGGCCAAGCUCAGUAUGCAGCAGUCCCGAGAAAAGAAGGGGGAGGAGUGAGGUGCAGUCUGAAGAGGGGGGCAAAGGGAGGCAGAUGCUGUUUGGCAGCACAAAUGAAAGAAGAAGUGCCAGUUUGCCAAGCAGCCCAGAGAGGUGUGUGCAAUCACGCUUAAAUGAGGAUAAAUCAAAACAGGAAAAAGUUCAGGAGUCAAAGCCAAGUGAUGCUUCUCCCCCAGUUCAAGUGAAGCCUUCCAGAGUGAGCUCUGUCCGACUAAAAUUUGAAACAGAAGCCCAGCGACAAGAUGACAGUAUGCCUACCACACAGUCAAAACCACCCACUAAAAAACAGGAAAGUAAGUUACCCAUUUAUCAGCUUUUUACUGGAUCAAAGACCUCCAAGGUUGAUUCUACAGAGGAAACAAAGCCUCCCAAAAAGGUUGCUGAGAAUGAGACAAAUAAAGGAACCACUGGACAAGGAUUGUGCAGUAGUAAAUUGGGAACUACAUUCCCAAGGGAAUCGAAUGAAAAAGAAUCAGCCAAGCUUUUAACAGAAAUAUCUGACAUUUCAAGUAGCGUAUUUAAACAAAAACAGCAGUUUCAAAAGGUUACAGAAUUAGAAACUGACACAAAUGAAAAUCGUGAUGAGGCCAAGGAGAUAACUAGUGAAAGUUGUAAAGAAAAAAUCGUUUACUCCAUAAAAAAUGCUAGUAUUAUUGAUAAUCAAAGUAUAACAAGUGUUGCUAUUAAGGGGCAACAUUUAAAAAGUGAGUCGACAGUUCAGGAGAUCAAAUUAGACAGCAAUGAUUUGCAAUUUAAAACUCUGAAAAAAAAGACAGACUCUCAAAUUCCUGUGAGAGCAUCAUCUUGUUCCCCAAACGCUGAUCAGGCCAAAAAACCAAAGCAAGACACAGUAAUUAAGCACCCAGAAAAGGGCACCUCACAGAUACCAACCCCGAAUAAAACAAGAGUGCAGGGUCGCUCAGAGGCUGCAACAAAGAAGUCUAAAGAUUCUUUAGAGAGUAGCACUUUGAGAGAGCCAAGCUCAGGUAACCCAAGUGACACCAGUUCGGUGGAAAAGUUAUCUACGGUCACAACCAGAGAGAGUUUCAAGGGAUUAAAAACAUUACCAGUUUACGUUAGUGUACAAGUGGGAAAACAAGGUGAGAAAGAUUCAGUGGGAGGGUCGAAUGGAUCCAUCAAAAAACUCUCAGAGAGCCGAACAAUUUACACAGUCAAACAAAGGCAGGCAACAUCUCCUCAGGGUAGUCCUGAUGAUGACACCCUUGAACAGAUAUCUUUUCUUGAUAGCUCUGGAAAAAGCCCCAUGACCCCAGAAACGCCUAGCUCAGAGGAAGUCAGUUAUGACCUAACCUCUAGAACUCCCGACUCUUUCAUGGCAUUCAUGCCAGGCAUUGCUAGCCCAAUCGCUGAGGUUUCAGAGGAAUCAGAGGAUUCGGAGCAAGGAAAAGCCUUUUCACUCAAAGGACCAGCCAAGGGCACAGCAGCUGAGCCAACCAAUGAAACUCUGGACAUGGGACAACCAAGUAAAGACAAACGUGUUGCAUACAUAGAGUUUCCCCCACCCCCUCCUUUGGACUCUGAUUCAUCCCAUGCCGAGAAAAAAGGAUCUUCUCCAUCCUCAGAGGCUGACACUGAUAUGAUGGAGGUCAACCUUCAGGAGGAACAUGACAAACAUCUGCUUACUGAACCCAUAAUUAGAGUUCAGCCUCCAUCCCCUGUGCCCCCGGGAGCUAAUGACAGUGACUCAAGUGAAGAUGAAUCGAUAUUUCAGCCUUUUCCUAUAAAGAAAUAUACUUUUAAGCUUGAUGAUCAAGAGAAAGAUGAAAAGGAAACUAAAUCUAAUAAUGACAAGAAUGGGAAUCAUAAAGAACCUGCGAUAAAUGGCAACAGCAAAGGAGACGAUUAUGACUACGAACAGAAUGGCAAUGAUCAGUCUAUUACAGACUGCUCAAUAGCAACAACUGCUGAAUUCUCUCAUGACACUGAUGCCACGGAAAUCGAUUCUCUAGAUGGAUAUGACUUUCAAGAUGAGGACGAUGGGUUUAAUGAAUUCAACGGAAAACCAUUUGGAUUUUCAAAUGACAACAGAAAGGACAUUUGGGCAUCCGAAGGAACGCUUAGACCUAGUGACCGUUCUUUCAGCCAAAGUAAACUUGAAGUAAUUGAGGAGGAAUCGCCAACCGAAGAGUAUAAAAAAGUGAAAACUAAGACUAAUUCCUCAGUUAUAAAAUCCGAAAAUGGAAAAGACAAUGAAAAGGACAAGAAACAAUCUACUCAAGAGGGACUUUCAGAUACUUACUUCAGCUACAAGCUAGAUGAGGAGUUUAACACCCCAUUCAAAACUAUUGCUACAAAAGGCUUGGACUUUGACCCCUGGUCAAGUAAAGGGGGCGAUGAUGAAGUUGUCGAUGCUAGGAUUAAAAAUGAUGAGCCCAAGCCUUUUGGGCUCGCUGCAGAAGACAAGUCCCAGACAACUACCCCUGACACAACUCCUGCGAGAACUCCAACCGAUGAAAGCACACCGACUAGUGAACCUAACCCGUUCCCCUUCCAUGAAGGGAAGAUGUUCGAGAUGACCCGCAGUGGUGCGAUUGACAUGAGCAAGAGGGAUUUUGUUGAAGAGAGGCUGCAGUUUUUUCAGAUUGGCCCUCAAAGUCCUUGUGAGAGGACGGACCUGCGUAUGGCUAUAGUGGCUGACCACCUUGGCCUGAGCUGGACUGAGCUGGCCAGGGAAAUGGAUUUUUCGGUUGAUGAGAUAAAUUACAUCCGUGUGGAGAACCCCAACUCACUGACAGCUCAGAGUUUCAUGCUAUUAAAGAAAUGGGUUAGCAGAGAUGGUAAAAAUGCCACAACGGAUGCCUUAACUACAGCGCUGACAAAGAUCAAUCGGAUGGAUAUUGUGACAUUGCUGGAAGGGCCAAUAUUUGACUAUGGUAACAUUUCAGGCACAAGAUGUUUUGCAGAUGAUAACGCAGUUUGCCGGGAUCAGGCUGAUGGUUACCACAACAUCGAUCUGGAGCUGCAGAGUCCCACAGAGCUGAGCUAUGAGCCCCCCACCCCUCUCCGCCACGACGAUUUCUUUAGUGAGGAUAGUAGCAUAGUCUCACCCACUACAGCCCCCGUUAGACCCAGUGAGCUAGCACUGCCCACCACCUCCAUGGAUGCCCAGCCCCCUACUGUUGUACCUGAGGACACCUCUUUGGGAGGCAGAGGGUCCUGCAGUCGCAAGAGCGGCUUGAUCGAAGACGACCUGCAUAUAAGCCACGAGUUGACAGCCUCUCUGGAAGCCUGUGACAGUGAGGAGGAGUUCGGCGUUCCAGAAGUGUUCACCAAGCACUUGCUGAGAGUGCAGGAUCCGCACCAAGCAUCAGCAGUCCAGCCUGACGCCCCUCCCAGCGGAGGCCUUGGCCCAAAGGAGAGCAGUGGGUCUGGUUUUGCUGAAGAGGAGAUGAGCCAGGAGAAACUCAAGUCCCUUUUGGGGGACAAUAAAUUGGAGGAAGGCUCAGAGGAUGAGGAGAUGACUGAGGUUCAAAUGAUUCUCUCACAAGUGGAGCAGGCAGAAAAAGAUAUGUCUUCAAUUGCAGGGUGGCAAGGAGAGGUGUCCGAUGUCAAUAGGGAGACGUGGACUUCUGGUCAAGGGCUGUGCACUGAUAUGCAAGUACCAAAGGAGAGUAGCCAACAGCCUGCAUCCUCUGGCCCUGAGCUGCAAGCUGAGACGAGGAAUGGGGAACAUCCCGCACCCCAGAGCCACGCUGGCAUUCUGCCUGAGGCCGAGGGGCCAGCAGCCAAAGUCAAGUGCAAAGUUCUGAAAGACUCUGCGAGGAAUGAGCUGAGUGGGGACAUCACGGAGGACAGCACAGAGGAGGAAGACUCAACACAGCCAAAAGUCGAGCAGGGGGUGCACAGGGACAGUGGUUCCAGCUCUGAUGAGGAACACACAGUGACCACCAGGGUGUAUCGGCGCAGGGUGAUUCUGAAGGGCGAUCAGGCCAAAAACAUUCCUGGUGAGUCAGUCACAAAGGAACAAUUCACAGACGAAGACGGAAACGUUGUCACCAGAAAAGUCAUCCGGAAGGUGGUGCGUCGUGUGGCUGGAACGGGAGAGAAGUGCAGGAAGACGAGAGGCAUUUGCUCCCAGCUGGAGCCAGCCAAGGACGUGAAGGGGCCCCCUGGGGGCCUUAAACACCCCACAGAGCACCCCGAGGUCAGAGGCAACACAGGGAGCCAAAGGGAAGAAGAAAGACGCCAGACCAGGGGAGAGCAAGGGUCAAUCAUAACAGUGAUUGGCAGUUGUUUUGUGGCUGUUGUCCUGGGAAGGAGGUAACUGGAAUCACAACGGCAGGAGACCUGUGGAGGGGGGAUUGUGUGUCUGCAGCUUUUAAAUACACGCAUGGUUUUCAGGAAGAGGAUUUUGUUGAUUUCGCAUGAGCAUGGAAAAAAACACAUUCUUUCUGUCAGUGGCAUGUGGGGCGUCUGAUUGGUGCAGCAAGACACUGCGGUGCUGCGAGACUGGAGAUCUGAGGCUCCUUCUGCACCCGAUGUGGGAGGAGGGCCAACAAUGGCACCCAAGAAUUUCUGCAACCAAAGAUGGUUCAAAAAGUGUUGUGGACUGACAGAACGGAGGACACGUUUUCCUUUUUUCCUUUUUUUUAAAAUCACCUUCUCCACUCGCCUUACUUUUUUCCCUCUGACUCAGUGCGUUAGGCUGUAUAAUGCUGUUUUUGGAGAUCUUGUACAUAAAUCAAAACUGUAUAAAUUCUAAAGAUAAGUAGCUCACAAAUUCGUAAAUGCACUGGCAAGAGGGAUUUGCAAAGUGCAUUGAAAUGAGAUGAGAUGAAAUGAAAUGCAAUGCUCACACUGAUUUUAGGGCAAAGCUUAGGUGUAAUGCCACAUGUACUUAUGUAAUGAAUUGCGGAUGAAUGAACUUUUUACAUUAAGACAGGCUUGCUCACUUUUAAUGCCAGACAUUUCUUUUAAACACACUGCUACUUUCAAAACAACAGCAAAAUGGGUGUAGAUGCAGUUCUCUUUAAAAACUUUUCCUCAGAGUACUAAUUUUGAUGCAUGUGAUUCGCCUUAUUUUUGAUUUCUUUCUAAAUUACAUAACAAUAGGAGUGAAAAAUGUUUAUCUGUGUGCACACUCCAUAGCCUCGUUUGUCACUAAUACCCUUUUCUAAUGACACCUCCGCACCCUCACAGAUUAAAAGUGAAUGAAUGGACAGAACUCGGCGUUUCUCUUCAUGAGGAUUCACUGUGUCCCCACACGCAGCUAAAGGUUUUCUAUGCUAUGCAGUCACAGGCCUGACGUGAGAGAGCGAUUGCACCAUGGCAACAGGCACAUUGUAAACUUUUAAUUGUUCUUAUGUGUACUGGCUCGAAGAUGUAAGAGUCUUUCUGUAAGCCAAGCAUUUGUAAUUGUUCUAGCCAUGUGUUACUACGUUUCAAGGCUGCUGUGGUCUCGAGGGGCAUUUUUAUUUGGGUUUGGUGAAAUAUUUCCUUAUGUUGAUUAUACUUAAAAGAUCCUGUUCAGGCAUUCAUGAAUCAAUCUGGUAACAAUGUAUGACAAAACAUACACUGGAUGAUUGAAUUAAUUAUUUAAGCUUAAAUAAAUUGUGUAAAACUCUCA
This is a messenger RNA of Electrophorus electricus (electric eel), 13478 nucleotides long. The record is from RefSeq and is a predicted model, not a curated record. Lineage: Eukaryota; Metazoa; Chordata; Actinopteri; Gymnotiformes; Gymnotidae.